AUGCCUGUUCGGUGGAAGAAUCUCAGGGUAGGACCGACAGACGUAAAUUUAUUCGUUCUCACUGAAGAUUUUCAUGGAAAGGAUGGCUUUGUGGGAGACAUAGCAUUGAGUCGGUUAGAAAAUGAACAGUACGAGAGAGAGUUAGAAGAAGAAGAAAAAGAUAAACAAGCUCAGCUUGCGAAGAGUUUAGCAGCAAACACCAAAAAUGUCACGGAAACAAUUAUCAAAAGGAGACACUGGGCAGGAAAGAAUGCAUCCAGAAAAAAAUUCAGAUCUCGAAAUCGCAUGCGACAUAACGGAAAGAAUAGAAGGAAGAGUAUGCAGCACAACCGACCAAAACGAGCAGCCACUGCCCGUCCAGAACGAUUAUGGGAUAGAGCUGUCAUUCCUUAUGACAUAGAGUCCAACUUUAGUGGUGAUCAUCGAGCUCUCUUCAAGCAAGCUAUGCGCCACUGGGAAAACUAUACUUGUGUCCAAUUCGUGGAAAAGGAAGAACACCCUAAUUAUAUUGUUUUCACGGAAAGGCCCUGCGGGUGUUGUUCUUUCGUGGGAAAGCGCGGCAACGGCCCGCAGGCCAUCUCCAUAGGCAAAAACUGCGAUAAGUUCGGCAUUGUGGUGCACGAGCUUGGCCACGUAGUCGGCUUCUGGCACGAACACACCAGACCGGACCGGGACAAACACGUGCAAAUCAUCAACAAGAACAUUAUGACCGGUCAGGAGUACAAUUUCAACCAACUGACGGAGGAGGAAGUGACGUCACUGGGACUACCAUACGACUACGCCAGCAUCAUGCACUACGCCCGCAACACCUUCUCUAAAAGUACCUACCUAGACACCAUUUUACCGCAAGAGGACCCUACGCAGCGAAAGAGACCCGAGAUAGGGCAGCGAGUUCGACUCAGCGAGGGGGAAAUUUCACAAACCAACUUGCUCUAUAAAUGCCCAAAGUGUGGCAAGACCUUGCAAAGCCCGAGUGGCACUUUCUCUUCCCCUGAUUAUUCCGCCUCCAGUCCGCCACCUGAAGGUGACCACUGCGAGUGGCGCAUCACGGCUACCCAAGGUGAGCGCAUCAUCCUCAAUAUCACCGAGAUUGAUCUCCACAAAUCAGAAAAUUGUGAUACAGACUACCUCGAAGUGAGAGAUGGAUAUUGGUACAAGUCACCGUUGCUCGGUAAGUUUACUUAUUUCUGUGUUUUUAGAGGAUUUGGAUUUGAAAAUAUUAAUUCAGUCCGAGAGUAUUGCGCAUGA
Molecule: messenger RNA, 1248 nt
Organism: Stegodyphus dumicola
Lineage: Eukaryota; Metazoa; Arthropoda; Arachnida; Araneae; Eresidae
Product: protein tolkin-like
Biological process (GO): proteolysis
Molecular function (GO): zinc ion binding; calcium ion binding; metalloendopeptidase activity
Source: RefSeq, a predicted model, not a curated record